Molecule: messenger RNA, 114 nt
Organism: Plenodomus lingam JN3
Lineage: Eukaryota; Fungi; Ascomycota; Dothideomycetes; Pleosporales; Leptosphaeriaceae
Source: RefSeq, a predicted model, not a curated record
AUGUUUUAUUACCACACCCAGCUUUACUUUCCCCUCGUCUCGCCGUGGCAGGGCUUCCACAAGUCUGACCCACCACGCCCCUUUGGUGGCGCGUGCGCGCUGCCGGCUAGGUAA